Molecule: messenger RNA, 4301 nt
Organism: Syngnathus acus (greater pipefish)
Lineage: Eukaryota; Metazoa; Chordata; Actinopteri; Syngnathiformes; Syngnathidae
Product: large neutral amino acids transporter small subunit 4-like
Exons: 15
Coding region: 241-1974 (577 amino acids)
Biological process (GO): neutral amino acid transport; transmembrane transport
Molecular function (GO): L-amino acid transmembrane transporter activity; neutral L-amino acid transmembrane transporter activity
Source: RefSeq, a predicted model, not a curated record
GACCGCUAUAUAAUGUCUGCAAUGACAAGGGAAUGGAGAAACUUGCUAAAAGAACGACCACACGUCCUACGUGUUAACUUUGAACUCGACCAGAUCGUUGACAGACGUCUGGACGCAAAGAGGCGAAUUGGACUGAACACCGCGGACUGUCUUUGUCCCUGAAGCCGCAUACACUCAGGUGUUAUAGCCUCCCUUCCUCCUCUCCUGUCAGACAAGUGAAGCACCCCCACUUUGGUUGUGAUGGCUCCUACCUUGGCCACGGCUUUUAGCCGCCGUUGGUGGAUGGCGGUGACGGCGGUCAUCGAGAACCUGCUUUUCUCUGCUGUGCUCCUGGGUUGGGGAUCCCUGCUCAUCAUGCUCAAGUCAGAGGGCUUCUAUUCCUACCUCUGCAAAGCACCAGAGAGCAACAGCUCCAACUUGACUCUCGCCAAUACGUCCGACGCCGAGGCGUCCGAUGCCGAGGAGUACCUGGAGAUGAACGGCUGGCAAAUCUGCAAGGACCAAGAUGAGAUGCUGAACCUGGCCUUCACAGUGGGCUCCUUCCUGCUGUCCGCCAUCACCCUUCCCAUGGGCAUCGUCAUGGACAAAUACGGGCCGCGAAAGCUGAGACUUCUGGGAAGUGGCUGCUUUGCUUUCUCCUGCCUCCUCAUCGCCUAUGGAGCCAGCGAUCCCAACAAUCUGUCCAUCCUGAUCUUCUUUGCCUUGGCCAUAAAUGGAUUCGGAGGCAUGUGCAUGACUUUCACUUCUCUGACGUUACCCAACAUGUUCGGAGACCUCAGGUCGACUUUCAUUGCCUUGAUGAUCGGAUCGUACGCCUCCUCUGCUGUUACUUUCCCAGGCAUUAAGGUGAUCUAUGAUCUGGGUGCUACCUUCAUCUCUAUCUUGCUGGUUUGGGCCGCUUGCGCCUGUCUGGUCUUUCUUAACUGCUUCGUCAACUGGCCCCUGGAACCCUUCCCCGGCCCAGAGGACAUGGACUUCACAGUAAAGAUCAAAUUUAGCUGGCUGGGAUUCGACCACAAGAUCACAGGGAAGCAGUUUUACCGUCAAGUCACCACCGUGGGGCGCCGUCUGAGUGUAAGCAACUCGAUAAAGCAGCAACAGCCGCCUUCCAAAGACCUCGGUUCGCAGGACGCCAGCAAGAUGUGCCUGUCCACUGUUGAUCUGCAAGUGAACUGCAAGCCCCAAGAAGAGGCCCAGACAUUCAUGAGGAGUGUGUUGAGCCCCAUCUUCCUCCUGAGCCUCAUCACCAUGUGUGUCACCCAACUGCGCCUCAUCUUCUACAUGGGGGCUAUGAACACAAUUCUGGAUUCGCUGACGGAGGGAGACCUCAGCACGGUGGAAAGGAUGCAAGUGGUAAGCACGUACACAUCCAUCUUCGGCGUGCUCCAGCUAUUGUGUCUGGCCACCUCCCCUGUGAUUGGCUACGUCAUGGACUGGAGACUGAAAAACUGUGAGGAUGAAAAUGACAAGUGUACCGUAAGGGAGCCUGGCCAGCCUCGUCGACCAGGCAAAAAGAUUCAGAAGAUAAUCAACUCCACCCGAGCCUUCAUCUUCACCAACCUACUUUUGGUGUGCUUUGGAGUCACUUGCGUCAUGCCCAGCCUCCCACUUCAGAUUUUGUCUUUCGUGCUUCAUACAAUUGUCAGAGGCUUCAUCCACUCUGCAGUUGGAGGCCUUUACGCUGCUGUGUACCCAUCCUCUCAGUUUGGCAGUCUUACAGGAAUGCAGUCUUUGAUCAGCGCUCUGUUUGCCCUGCUCCAGCAGCCUCUAUUCAUGGCCAUGGUGGGACCCCUGGAGGGAGACCCCUUAUGGGUGAACGUGGGCCUCUUGGUGCUGAGCAUGCUGGGAUUUUGCCUGCCCGUUUACCUGCUGUUUCACAGCCGACACCUCCAGCGCCUCAGAGACGAGCGCGACGACGACCCAAAGAUCUUCGUCAAGCUGGAAAACAGCAACAAGAUUGAGGCCUUUGUUUAGAGCGAGCGCUGAAAGAGGAUGAUUUCCACAAACUUGAUAGGAUGAACUACUCAGAGGACGAAAAAAAAAAAAAAAGAGACUGGACAGGAGUCGCGGAGGUCACUUGCCUCUUGGAGGAACUCCAUACCGUUUCUGUACUGCCUCUCUGGGUUUGAACAUGCACACGUUCACAAACACCUGUGUGUUCCCUGCACAACUGCAUAGUUUCACCAUCACUGACAUUGUACACUGUGACAAAGUGGAUAUACACAAACACAGGCAUGGCGCAUGUCAUUUCAAGUUCCCCCGGUAGUACCAACAAAAGUGAGCGGUAAACGGACAGAAAGCAAGACUCGCUGUGACGAGACAUCCCGUUCAAGUUUUUUUUAUUUUUCAAAUCAUCCAGACAUUGUUUUCGCUCAGCCCAUUACAAGAAAAUGGAAGUAGAAGAGCAUACCCACAUGGAAAGCCCAAUAGAAGAUUAAAUGAGUAUUGGGAUUUUAAAGAAAGCACACAAGUAUAGAAAAACAUGAAGUUGAGGACUUCUACUUUGGGACUGGUGUGCUCACACAUAACUAAAGUGAGUCCAUUUUCCACCCUGAUAGAUAGGUGAUGUGGCUCAAAUAUGCUUUUCCUGCGCUUCACCUUGAGGGCAUUAAAAAGAAUCCCCAGGCAGCAGAAUUAGUAGCAAAUCAGUGGUGCAAAUAUGUCAUGCUGACAUCACGCAAAGUAAUGAAAAUGUGUCCGCUGCCUAUUGAAGACUGCUGGCCCUUGCUUUGUCGUGUUCAAACUUCCCUGUCUGCAUAUGUGGCAUCACCGCAUUAUAUUCAAAUUUAAACAGUCUCUUUUUUGUUCUUUUACAUGUUUUGCGGGAUGUUGUGAAAUCUGAUGAUUUAUAUAUAUGUUACAAAAAAAACAACCAUGGUGUGUUUAGGAAAAUCAGACAUGGAAAAAGAUGCAAUGUUGGUGUGGUAUAGUGGUGGAGCAUCACCACACCAUUUGUUAGUGUGGCUUUGCUGUAGCAAUAAGUGCCUCUGUGAGAUGCCAAAGUCAGUCAACACGCUCACACACACGUUUACAUUUUUAAGGUACUCUGUAUCUAAUUGUUUUAAAUGCGCUCCUCAGUGCAGCACUAAAGCGCACCACCUGCAUAUUUCCUUGAUUUUUAUUCCUUCUGUAUUGAUAUAAAUGUAAGUGUAAAACCAAGGGAAAAACGUCCCAAUUAAGACUGAAUGCGGAAUAGGAUCCAAAGUGAGGAAAAUAAUUGCAGGUGUUUUCUGACAAUCCUAAGAUGUGUCCUGCCUGGCAUGAACUCACAGAGGCACUUUCCAAAAGAGUGCCUCUCUGUAUAUGUGCAAACGAUGGAAGCAGUGGAACUACACAAGACUUGUCUCACGACUUUGGUUUCCAUCUUUUACUUCCAUUCAUGCUGCCGUCUGUCUAUCUGUCUGUCCGUCCACAAAUGACUUCUAAUGCCUGAGCUGAGAGACGAGCCUCUGCCCCGUUAGCGGCUUCCCAUUAACGACAUGGUGAGAGACAAAUGGCACACGUUGCACUUUAGACGCCCUAGAAUGGACCUCCGUUGUGUAUUUCCGAAUAGUUUUGCUCCUGUUUGUGGCACAAACAAUGCUCGGCUGCUGGCUGGUGGUGCAUGACACCAAAGAAUGUAAAAAAAAAAAAAAAGAAACUAUGGGAACAGAUAGACAAACUAUUUUUUAUAAAUGCUUGUAGAAGAAUAGAUUUCAUGAACAUUAUUUUGGAUUUAUGUGUAGGGCACAAUAUGAGUCUUGUCUCUCAGCUCAAGAAAUGUCCCACUAGACAAGAUGGAGGACAUAGUAAAUGCAUGCGAACUUACAGAAUUCUCAGUGGCUAUAUUUCCGUGAACAUAUUUUGAAAUUUUCUGCUGGGUCUUUUCACAGCAUGCGCCGGUGCUAUAUUUAUGCGAAUGUGACUUCUGACACAAUUUUAUAAUCUUCUCGCACAUACAGAUACUUAGUGCGAGAAAUAGGAGAGCAACUUAAAGAUAAUUCAUUUUCACGUUAAUAUAGCCAUUGUUUUUCAAAGGAGAGUUUUUUUUCUUGAUGUGUCUGCUCUGGAUCUGAGAGAAUGAGGUUAUUUUUACACUCUUAUUCUGUUUCAACCAAUAGUAAACCCAGUUUUCAUCCACAAACAAAGUUUUGUACUAUUCAAACAUUGUGUGCACAGAAAUGUCAUGCAACCAGUGCGUCUUAAGUUACUGUCAUAACCUCACAUGGCACUACAUUCUAAUGAUUACACCCUGUUUUCAAAGAACUGAUGAGCGUUGACUUGGUUGGCAAAAUGUAUUUACUCCCAAUCAGGAUUUAAGG